GCGUAUUCGAAUCCGAAUACUUUUCACUCAGUCAUGUUCCAUCGGGAACCGGAUGCAAAUACGAAGCCUAAAGUUUUGGGAAGUUUUUGCAGUCCGUAUGCUGUGAUUUGUAUGACAUAUUGCAAACAAAAGCUUACAGUAAAUAAUGUAUUUAUGUGAACAUGGAAAGUCAAAGUAAAAUCGCCUGAAAAAUAUGUAUAUCAACCAAAGCAGCAGCAAGGUGUGAGUACUGGCAACCGCCAGCUAUGGCAACGCAGUUCAGCAUCGAUGAUGCGUUUGUGCUGGAGGGAGAGGACGAAGGGGUGUCCGAUGGAGAGAAGGAAGGAUGGAAGGGCCGAGAGAAAGACAGAGAGGGUGGGGAGAUGACGUUCGGUACCCUGUCCUUUGCCAAACCCCAGGCUCACCCGGCCUCCACUGUGGUUGGCUCCCCCGACCACAGCAGCAGUCUGAAGUACCAGAAUCUGGAAAAUGAAGACGUCUUAGGCAGCAGUGGCAAUUCCUCUUUCAAUAACUUAUUCAAAAUCAGUGAUCCUGCUACUCUGUCUUACUGCAGCUCCCAGUGGUCGUUCAGCACCUUGAGUUCUGUCACCCAGCUCUCUGCACAGUGCUGCGGAUGGACGUCUCACCCUCUGGUGAAGAAGAACAGAAGAGUGGUCCUCGCUUCAUUCCUUCUCCUCGUCACUGGAGUCGCUCUCAUUUUCACUGGUGUCGUAAUACAAUUGAAUCCGGAUGCAGGUGUCUCAAGUGCCAUUUUCUUCGUCCCUGGAUUUCUUCUCUUCAUUCCUGGGGUGUACCAUGUGAUUUACAUCAGCUGUGCAGUUAGGGGAAGAAGAGGCUUCAAGUUCUUCUACUUGCCCUAUUUUGAAAAAUGACCCAUUGCACUACACCUUUUUUUGUCCAAUUUCCAGAAUCAUACUUUUUUAAAUUAUGUAACAGAAAGAUAUUGUUCCAUGGAUGUUUUUUCUUAUUUUGUAAAACCUUUUUACCCUGUCUUUAUACUGACCACUACUAUGGACUCAACCACUUUGUGCCUCAAUAAGCUUCCUGCACAUCCUGUAUGGAAGAGAAGGGAGUCUGAUUUGCCUUGUUUGUCAUGUCUCGUGAGUAAAUAAUGACUGUGAAACUACAAUAAACUUUUUUUUUUGUAUAUUA
Salmo salar (Atlantic salmon) is the source of this 1152-nucleotide messenger RNA. RefSeq names its product transmembrane protein 134. NCBI's taxonomy places the organism in Eukaryota, Metazoa, Chordata, Actinopteri, Salmoniformes, Salmonidae. The record is from RefSeq and is a predicted model, not a curated record.